This is a messenger RNA of Pichia membranifaciens NRRL Y-2026, 1164 nucleotides long. RefSeq lists its product as hypothetical. Gene Ontology annotation, molecular function: actin filament binding. Lineage: Eukaryota; Fungi; Ascomycota; Pichiomycetes; Pichiales; Pichiaceae. The record is from RefSeq and is a predicted model, not a curated record. Bases 1 to 1164 code for a protein of 387 amino acids. Gene Ontology annotation, cellular component: actin cortical patch; Arp2/3 protein complex. Gene Ontology annotation, biological process: Arp2/3 complex-mediated actin nucleation. The transcript has a single exon.
AUGGAGCCAAUUGUCUUAGACCAAGGUACGGGGUUUGUCAAGAUCGGUAGGGCCGGUACCAACUUCCCAGACCACACAUUCCCAUCCAUGGUGGGUCGUCCAAUUCUACGUGCCGAAGAACGUUCGUUGGGUGAUGUAGAGAUCAAGGAUAUAAUGUGUGGUGACGAGGCUGCUGCGGUGAGAAGCAUGCUUCAAAUCUCAUAUCCAAUGGAGAAUGGUAUCAUCAAGAAUUGGGAAGAUAUGGAACAUCUAUGGGAUUAUGCUUUUUACGAACGGAUGAAGAUCGAUCCUACGGGCCGCAAGAUCUUACUUACCGAGCCUCCAAUGAACCCACUCAAGAACAGAGAGACAAUGUGUGAUGUGAUGUUUGAGAAAUACCAAUUCGGUGGGGUCUAUGUUGCGAUUCAAGCAGUGUUGGCCCUUUAUGCGCAAGGUCUAUCUUCCGGUGUUGUUGUCGAUUCCGGUGACGGUGUCACACAUAUAGUCCCAGUCUACGAGUCGGUUGUGUUGAACCAUCAGACAAAGAGAUUAGAUGUUGCGGGUAGAGACGUCACAAGAAACUUGAUCAACCUUUUAUUGAGAAGGGGGUACGCGUUCAACAGAACAGCAGAUUUCGACACCGUUAGACAAAUAAAGGAGCAGUUGUGUUAUGCAUCAUACGAUUUAGAUUUCGACACCAAGCUUGCAAACGAUACAACCACAUUGGUGCGUAACUUCGAGUUGCCCGACGGCCGUGUUAUAAAAAUCGGAUCUGAGAGAUUUGAAGCACCAGAAUGUUUGUUCCAACCUUCUCUAGUUGAUAUUGAGCAGCCAGGUGUCGGUGAAUCAUUGUUCAACGCCAUCCAGUCAUGUGAUGUCGACGUCCGCUCAACAUUGUACAAGUCGAUUGUGCUAUCUGGUGGAUCUUCCAUGUACCCAGGUUUACCUUCAAGAUUAGAGAAAGAGCUUAAACAGCAAUGGUUUGUCAAAGUGCUCAAAGGCGAUCCUUCCAGACUUGAAAAAUUCAAGGUCAGAAUUGAAGAUCCUCCAAGGAGAAAACAUAUGGUUUUCAUUGGAGGAGCAGUGUUGGCAAACAUCAUGGCUGAUAAAGAUCACAUGUGGAUUUCUAAGCAAGAAUGGGAAGAACAGGGACCAAGAGUUUUGGAUAAAUUAGGCCCUCGUUGA